Molecule: messenger RNA, 1697 nt
Organism: Diuraphis noxia (Russian wheat aphid)
Lineage: Eukaryota; Metazoa; Arthropoda; Insecta; Hemiptera; Aphididae
Product: endoplasmic reticulum resident protein 44-like
Biological process (GO): protein folding
Cellular component (GO): endoplasmic reticulum membrane; endoplasmic reticulum-Golgi intermediate compartment
Molecular function (GO): protein disulfide isomerase activity
Source: RefSeq, a predicted model, not a curated record
UUGUGUUCAGUCAUCGUAUAGCCCUUGUCAGUUGUCGCUGACGUGUGACGUUAGUUUGCGUCGCCGUCAGACAUUUUUUUUUUGUUUCGCCGGCUCCACGGGUUUCAAUAACGAGACAACGAAUGCUCCACACCUUCUGCUAUUAUCUAUCUACAGGUAUAAUAUAAUAUAGGUACUAAUAAACGUAAGUAUUAGAAUUUAUAGCAUAGGUAUUCGGUUCUAUUGAUUCGCGACACGGCGUGUUUGCGGAUCGAAAUCUAGACGGGGUAUCAUCAUGUCUGGGAAUCCGGAUAGCAGUAGUAAGAUCGUGAAAAUCAACACGAAAAAUGUCUACAAGAUAUUUGAAAGUAAUGAAUUGGUCRUCAUUAUUUUUGGUGUUGAUUUAAAUUAUGCACCUAAACAUUCAUCUAUAUUCGAAGAAGUUGCUUUAAAAGUUUCUGAACUUUAUCCAGAUCCUGGGAAAGUUAUUUUUGGAAAUGGACUCAAUUAUCACGAUUCAUCUAAUUAUUGGAUUGAAUAUUACUCACAGAGUGAACAUAAUAUCUAUUUUAAUAUAAAACCAAAUGUGAGAUUUUUCAUAAAUGGAAAGCUAGCUACAAAGUGUUUCUCCAGUGACAUGACAGUUUCAAAUUUAGUAUCUUACAUUCAAACUCUAUUGGAUGAUUMUAUCCAAGAAAUAUCUAAUAUAUGUAUGAAUAAUAAUCCUACAAAAGCAUGUGAAAAAGUUAUAAUUGGGUACUUCAAAAAUAAAAACACACCUGAUUAUCAAAUAUUUAAGAAGUUAUCAAUGGCUUUUAUGGAUAAUUGUCAGUUUUAUGCUGGAUUUGGAGAAGAAUAUUGUACUACGUACCCUGAUAGAGAUCAUAACAAAUCAUUAAUUAUAUUCAAGAUCUCUAACCAACCAUCUCCAGAAUUUGAACAAGAAAUAUUUGAAGGGAAUUUAUUUGAUUUCGGAUCACUUUAUAAUUGGGCAAAAAAAAAUGUGUUAUAUUCAACGAGUGAAAUUACAUUUGAUAAUUCUGAAGAGAYACAAAAAGAUCAUAAAGUUUCUAUUAUUCUGUUUUAUAAUCCUGAUGAUCUUGAACCAGUCAAACGGUUCAAGGAUAAUAUUAGAACGGAUUUAAAAGAAUAUUGCAUUAGUUAUUUCAGUUCCAGAGAACAAAUUAAUUUUUUAACAGCAAAUGGUGUGAGAUUUUCAAAAAAGUUACAAGAAAUUGAAAAAUAUCAAACUGAUUUACCAUUUCUACUUUUGGUUCACCGUGAUGCAAUUUAUCAGUUUCCAGAAAAUUUUGAUGUCAAUAGCAUGCUGUCUUAUCAGCAACUGAAAUCAUUAAUAAAAAUUUAUUUUUCAAAUUUUGAUUAUUACCAUUGUUUUAAUGUUCAAAUUGAUAAAAGUGCUGCUAUACACCCCAUUUAUCAAUUUAAUUUAUUUUGUGAAUUUUCCGACAAACCUCCUGUAGAUAUUGCAGCUGAUAAUUUUUGUAUUAGUCUAUUUGAUGAUGAGUAAAAUGUAUCUGUAUGUAAAUAAUUUCAGCACAAUAGGGAAAUGUAAGAAUAAGAGCCCCAAAAGGAAUAUUGUACAAAACAAAAUCAUAUAAUAUUUGCACUUACUGAUACAUAAAUGUGCAAAAAAAACUUUCAUUUAUUGUUUAUUAUUAUCAAAUUAUUAUUUGUGUGAUUAAUUUACAGUUAUUGUU